Molecule: messenger RNA, 951 nt
Organism: Chinchilla lanigera (long-tailed chinchilla)
Lineage: Eukaryota; Metazoa; Chordata; Mammalia; Rodentia; Chinchillidae
Gene: Tmem134
Product: transmembrane protein 134
Exons: 7
Coding region: 71-661 (196 amino acids)
Source: RefSeq, a predicted model, not a curated record
CGGGGCCGCGACGACUCGGGGUGGCGGGCGCAGAUGGCGGCGGCGCAGGGCGUCUGAGCGGGCGGGGGCCAUGAGCGCCGCCCGGUCCCAGUUCAGCAUCGAUGACGCCUUCGAGCUGUCCCUGGAGGAUACGGGUCCUGGGCCUGAGUCCAGCGGGGUCGCCCGCUUCGGGCCGCUGCACUUCGAGCGCCGGGCCCGGUUCGAGGCAGCCGACGAAGACAAGCAGUCCCGGCUGCGCUAUCAGAACCUGCAGAAUGAUGAAGAUGUAGCCCAGCCUUCUCCGGAACCAGAUGGGGGAAUCAACACCAGGGAUUCUAGCCGAACAUCCAUCCGCAGCUCCCAGUGGUCUUUUAGUACCAUCAGCAACACCACCCAGCGCUCCUACAAUGCCUGCUGCAGCUGGACCCAACACCCUCUAAUCCAGAAGAACUGCCGGGUGGUGCUAGCCUCCUUCCUGCUUCUGCUGCUGGGGAUGGUGCUGAUCCUGGUCGGCGUGGGACUGGAGGUGGCCCCCUCUCCAGCAGGUGUCUCCAGCGCCAUCUUCUUCGUGCCGGGCUUCCUGUUGCUGAUCCCCGGAGUCUACCACGUGGUCUUCAUCUACUGCGCUGUCAAAGGCCACCGGGGCUUCCAGUUCUUCUACCUGCCCUACUUCGAGAAGUGAGCCAGGCAGUCGGACACUUGCGAUUCAAGCCCUAGGACACUGCUUCGCCUCCACCGGGCGCUCCUCGGACCCAAGACCCGUUCCGCUCACCGCAUCUCAAGAGAGAAGGUCCUCCAGGAGUGUGGAAACACCCAGCCCCCUUAGGAGUUUGCUCAGGAAGUUUGGGGCACGCAGACCCCGGCUGGGAACACCACCCCUCACCUGCUCUGUGCCUUAAGUUAUUCUCAGGCCUUGGGGCAACUGGGUUGAUGUUAUUUUGUGCUAAUAAAAGGAUAGUACAUUCCAGCAGG